Molecule: messenger RNA, 1049 nt
Organism: Tauraco erythrolophus (red-crested turaco)
Lineage: Eukaryota; Metazoa; Chordata; Aves; Musophagiformes; Musophagidae
Source: RefSeq, a predicted model, not a curated record
CAGCAGAGAAGGCAGCACCGUACACCAACGUGAUCAUGCCCAGUCUCUUCAGCAUCAUCUGUUUCCUGGGCAUUGUGGGGAACCUCAUUGUCAUCUACACUAUCAUCAAGAAGAAGAAGCUGAGAUGCAAACAGACUGUGCCUGAUAUUUUCAUCUUCAACCUCUCCAUUGUGGAUCUUCUCUUCCUCUUGGGCAUGCCCUUCCUCAUCCACCAGCUUCUAGGCAAUGGCUCGUGGUAUUUUGGAGCUCCUCUAUGCACCAUCAUCACUGCCCUGGACACCAACAGUCAGAUCACCAGCACCAACAUCCUUACAGUGAUGACACUGGACCGUUACCUGGCAACUGUCUACCCUCUAAAAUCUACCUACGUUCGAACCCCGUGUGUUGCAGCUUUAGUUAUCUGCUUGGUGUGGCUCCUCUCCUUCCUGACCAUCAUUCCUGUGUGGAUGUAUGCAGGUCUUAUGCCUCUGGAGGACGGGACUGUCCGUUGUGCUCUCUUGCUUCCCAACCCAGAGACUGAUAUCUACUGGUUUACCCUCUACCAGUUCAUGCUGGCAUUUGCUGUGCCAUUGAUUGUGAUCUGUGUGGUCUAUUUUAAGAUCCUCCAGCACAUGGCCACCACUGUGGUCCCGUUGCCCCAGAGGAGCCUCCAGGUACGUACCAAGAAAGUCACCCGCAUGGCAGUUGCUAUCUGCUCUGCCUUUUUUAUUUGUUGGGCUCCCUUCUACAUCCUUCAGCUGGUUCACCUUGGCAUCGACACACCAUCCAUGGCCUUCUUUUAUGCCUACAACUUUGCCAUUAGCUUGGGCUAUGCCAACAGCUGCCUCAAUCCUUUCCUCUACAUUACUCUCAGCGAGACCUUCAAGCGCCAGUUCUUAGUGGCCAUCCGCCCUGCAAAAGAGCCAUGUCGCAACAGCAGCUCUGUCAACAACAACAGCAUGACAGAGGCUAGUGUAUGUCUAAAACUGGCACCAGAAUCCACCCAGCAGACUCAGUUUCUGGAGGACUUUUCCCCACGGUCACUGCCUGUGACUGUGGCUGUUCACUAG